Molecule: messenger RNA, 2415 nt
Organism: Symbiodinium natans
Lineage: Eukaryota; Dinophyceae; Suessiales; Symbiodiniaceae
Source: the annotation of a GenBank genome assembly
AUGGCACAUUCAGAAAAGGAUCUCAUAUGGGCUACUAGGACGACCGGGCAUGCUUUGCGGGAUCAGCUCAUCGAGCACAGGUGCUUCGACGGCGUGUCCGAGCUCGUGGCCGACGAUGAAGUCAUGGGUCUCGAGGUCUCAUCAGGCGUCGCUGCGGAGCACCUCCUGCUAGAUGGCAUGCAGGCCCUGCUGGUGUCGCAGGGCCUACGCCCGGGUCGGCUCCACGCCUUGCGCAGCGACGUGCUGGGCGUCCUGCGGGAUGAGGAUGGCAACCCCAUGCUGCCAGUGACGUCCGGCUUGGAGUUCUGGGUCCAGCCAGAUGACAGUCGCUUCCCAGAGAUCUUGGUGCAGGUGCCCGCUCAUAUGAGCCAUGCAGCCACCGAUAGCAAUAUCACGAUCUUCUUCAACGAAGAGCUGCAGGCCGACGUGAAUGGCAGCAUAAACAUCAGCGAUGGCAUGCAGGAGGAGAUCAUUGCUCUCUCAGCUCCAAGCAACCUACCUGGGACAGGCUAUGUGCUCCUGCAGGGCUCCGUGGUCGUCAUCAACCCUGCAAUGGACUUUGGCCUGAACCGUGAAGUGACCGUCACCUUUGACCAGGGAAUCUUCCGUGAUCUUGCCGGCAACCCUUUCAAAGGGCUGAGUGAGGGCGAGUAUGUCUUUUACUCGGCCCCUGCGGCCUUUUCCCUGGUCGCUCCAUAUGUGCGCUACCCAAACUUCCGCGAGCCGCGCUUUACGCCGAGGGCUGGGGCCAUGCUCCACCAUGUUAACGGCACCUUCCUUCUCAGUGGCGGCGAGACCGGGGGCUUUUGCUUGGCAGACACCUGGGUCUCCCAGACCGGUGAAGACUGGACACAAGUGGAAGGCGUGACCUCCCAGGAUUUCUUCCGCACAAUCCCACUGAUCGCAUACUCGCCCACGGUGGUGGACAAAGAGGGCUGUGUAUGGCUGCUGGGUGGCACGUGCAACGAUGAAUCAGGUACCCUCUGGAAAACGUGCGACAUCGGGCGCUCCUGGAUGCACGUCUCCAGACCCACCGCGAUUCCCUUCGGUCAAGAGGUGCCACCUAGCUUCCCAGCAACCUUCCAUGACCAUGCCAUGGCCAUUUUGGGGGGCUGGCAGCUGGUGAUCGCGGAUGUUUCGCCAGGCAGCAGCGAAGCCAUUUGGAGGUUUGUGACGUCAACUGCCGAGAGGGUGCAGAGGGUUGGAGGCGGCCGCGCAGACGACCCGAGCCGCGCGGCUCCGCUGGGCUUCGGCCUUCGCCGUUCUCCCAAGCUCCUGGCCACGUCCGCUGCCGGACUCUUCAUCCUUGGAGGCCACCUCUGUGCCCCAGGAGAAUUCUUCUGCACGGCUUUCUUCAACGAUGUUUGGUUCAGUCCAGAUGGGGGUGCGCACUGGCAUUGCAAGACGAUGAGCUACGCUGCUGGGUGGGAUAUGUCUCAGCUCCUCAGCUGGCAUGGGGUUGGAAAACACUUUGGGGCAGAGUUGACCCUCGAUGACACCAUCUACGUGCUUGGUGGCCAGCUCCCGGGGACCGAGGAAGCGAUUCCUUUCGCUUACCAAUCAUAUCCUGGACUGCAAGACGUGUACUUGACAGACGGCCAGCCCUUCAUGAUCCUGCCCGGCUCCAUCGAAUUGGGCGUGCCCCCAGCGCUGCCCACGGACCACUUUCGGCUCAUGUUCGGGGAGCACGUGAGGCUGGCCAUGCCCGGGCGCUAUGCGCGCUUCAUCGAGCUGCCUGGCAACUACACGGAAUACGCGGACAACGCCACUGAAGUCGGAGAAGGAAUGGAUGUCAGAGAAGCGACCAUCUCGGUGAUGGGGAAGGAUCUCAUCCUUCGGCCGCUCAUGCCACUUGCUCAAGGACGGUCCUAUCAAGUCGAGGUUGAUGCGCUUGUGGUGGAGGACCUGGCAGGAAAUCGUUUUGGCCACCUUACCGGCUCGAAUCUCCAGGUUCACAUCCUAGAAGAUCCGGAGGCACCCUACCUUGUGUCGAUGCUACCCGCAAGUGGCUCAACAGGAGUCGAGCCCUGGGCAGUCCUGACGCUGACAUUCAGUGAGGCCGUGCAGGCGGGCAAUGGCAGUCUCCAGGUGAUCCCCAAGAUCGCCUACGGCGCCUUGCUAGAGCUUCCAGUGUCUGAGGCUGUCCUGGUACGCGAGAAGGCGGUGCUGCCUUCGAGACCCCAUCCACAGGCUGUCUUCAGGCUUCCACCCGGAAAGCGGUACACGCCUGACAUGGCUCGGAGCCCCAGCAUCACAGCUCUGCGAGAGAAGCUCUGCGAUUCUCCUAUUGCCGGUGAGGAAUAUGUGGUCUCUUUGCCAUCGGGGCUUCUUCGGGAUCGCUUGGGGAACGAGGCCUCGUGCUUGGUCAGGGCAUACCCCGUUCUUUCCCCAUGCGAGCCUAGGCUAGCUUACUGA